This is a messenger RNA of Symbiodinium pilosum, 1374 nucleotides long. The record is from the annotation of a GenBank genome assembly. NCBI's taxonomy places the organism in Eukaryota, Dinophyceae, Suessiales, Symbiodiniaceae.
AUGCCUCAAGUCUGUAGUUGCGUGCUAUUGGUGCUGAGCCCGGAGACUCUGGAACGAACGCCGGCAACGCUUCAGAAUGCGAUUGGCGCCUCUGUUCGCAGAGCGGGGCCGUUCUCAAAGCAGUACGAAAACUUGGACCGGCUCAACAAUUUCGAUUGCUACAGAGUUGGGGAAGCCGCGACCAUUGGUCCCAAGGCACCUUUUGAGCGGACACUGGUCCAGCCGAACCGUCCACUGGGCUCAGGCCAAAAUGGUCUGCAAGUCUGCGUGCUCGUUGGCGCCAUCGGGCUAUGGGCGGCGGAGGUCACCAGGCUGGCCUUGCUCAAAAGGCGGACGGCAAUCGCGUCCUUCGCCAGCCUGCGGGCGCAUGCCAACAUGCUGCUGGAACUGCCGGCCAUGCGCGUCGACACGUCCGGCCGAGUCUGGCAGGCUUGGUCAUGGUGGCGGACAGACCAGGCAGACGCCAAAAGGACAGCGCGUCGGGUGGCCGAGUGGCGUAUGCGUGUUGCUUCGCUGAGCUCACACGGGGUCAGACAGACAUGGGCCCAAGAGAUCGACAAAGAAACAAGUCUCUGCCCUCGGUGCAAAAGCAAAAGGACGAUCAAAUAUUUUUUCGUGCUUGGCGACGAGGCAACUGCAGAAGAGAAGGAAAACCGUCACAUUCGUCUCGAAGACGAGGCCGUUGCAAAUGCAUCAGCGGACGAAAUAGCAAAUGGGACCAUGAAGGUUCGGAAAGCGGAUGAGGCGUCGUCAGACAUCAUCGCUUUGUCGAAGUGCAGCAGCGAUUACAUACGCUUGGCAGAGAAGGUUCGGAAAGCAGUUCUAUUUGCCACCAAACAUUACAGCUUCCGGCUGUUGUUGAAGACAGACACGGACUCCUGGAUAUUUCUGGAUACCUUGCUGGCGUUCGCAGAAGCCAACGAGCUGUUUACGAGGCGCUAUGUUCAUGCUGGCGAUAUGCGCAGAAGCGCCAAGCCGCAGAAGCCAAAAUCCGGUGGCAAAAACAUUGACGAGGUCUUUGUUACCAGGACCGGGCAGGACACGUACCCUAUCUUCAAUGCAGGUUGCGGCUACCUCCUGACCAGAGCUCUCUGCAAUUACAUUGCGAUUCUCACGGCGGAGGAUCCAGACCUGCCGGGUCUGUUCGAGCUGCCGCAGGAGGAUGUGGCAGUGGGUUUCUGGCUACAGGCUCUUCAGCACGACAAACUGAAGGCACCAGUGUCGCCCUUUGCGGAGGGCUGUCGAAAGAACGGCAGCCAGCGUACGAAGCUGAUUCUUGAUCAUUACGUUCCGCCUGGUGAGAUGCAGCGCAGAGCGAACAAUCUGCGCCAAUAUGGAAAUCCUUGCGGCAAAGGUCCAAACGUCUUGCCAUGA